GAGAGGAACGAGGGCUCAUGUCAGGGUCCAAACGCACCACAGAGGUGUUCACAGUGGAGGAGGUGGCAAGGGAGGUGGAGGGAGCCCGCAGCAACAACACUAGGGGCAUGUAUGAGAGGUAUGUUCAGCCCUGCCUGGCCGAGCUGUUCGGGACCAGCCUGUUGGUGUUCGUGGGAUGUUCGUCUGCCAUUGGGAACCUGGGAACCGGCAGCGUCCUCCAGCCGGCUCUGGCCACCGGACUGACCCUGGGAGUGCUCAUCAUGGUGUUCGGGAAAAUAAGUGGGGGCCACUUUAACCCUGCAGUGUCUCUGAGCGUCUACCUGUGUGGAGGGAUGGAGCUGCUCAUGACGGGGCCUUACCUCGCGGCUCAGGUUCUCGGAGGGAUGAUCGGUGCUGCUUUGACAAAGGUCAUUUACCCCACCGACUUGUACGACGUGGCCCUCGGAGGAGCCAUUUUACCCGGCACCACCGACCUGGUUAAGGCCACGAUCGCAGAGAUGAUGCUGACCCUGAUCCUCACCACGGUGGUGUGUCUGGGCGAAGUCAACCAACAGACCCGCUCGCCGUCGGCUCCGUUCUGCGUCGGCCUCACGGUGACGGCCAACAUAAUAGCAGGAGGGAUUCUGUCCGGUUCCUGCAUGAACCCCGCCCGAGCCUUCGGACCUGCGGUGGCUGCCAACCAGUGGACCCAUCACUGGAUCUACUGGGUCGGACCCAUGGGUGGUUCACUGCUCAAUGUUAUCUUCAUCAGGUUGUUCUUUGGUGACCAGAAGACUCGUGUUAUGCUAAAGUGAACGUCUAAGGCAAAAAGGACGACCCGAUUCCCCAGUGACUUCAUUUUUGUUACCAUUAGUCUGAAAUAUUUAAAUUCUGUAUAAAUAUUGUAUAUAAACUAGGAGCAGCUCUAAAUGUCGGCUCUUACAAAAUCACACGUCUGUAUUUGAAGAUUCAAUAAAGUGGUUGAGGAUUUCACAGUGUCCUGAUAUUGCUCCACCUCACUUGGACUUGUGCAUGUGUGGCGAUUGGAAGAAGUCCAGAUGAUAAUAACACCCCAUGGGGUAUGUAGAAUUAAACACAAUGAUCACACUUUUGUGUUAUCUAUUUACAGUUUUCUUGUACUGAUUGUUUGGCUCAAAGUCCUGGAUGGAAAACUGUGCUUUGAUGCUGUGGUACAUCCGAGGUUGAUCCAGGAUAAGAGCACU
This is a messenger RNA of Platichthys flesus (European flounder), 1202 nucleotides long. Its product is annotated as aquaporin-8-like. Gene Ontology annotation, cellular component: plasma membrane. Gene Ontology annotation, biological process: transmembrane transport. Gene Ontology annotation, molecular function: water channel activity. NCBI's taxonomy places the organism in Eukaryota, Metazoa, Chordata, Actinopteri, Pleuronectiformes, Pleuronectidae. The record is from RefSeq and is a predicted model, not a curated record. The transcript is spliced from 5 exons. The coding region runs from base 18 to 794 and encodes 258 amino acids.